Penicillium macrosclerotiorum is the source of this 1521-nucleotide messenger RNA. RefSeq lists its product as uncharacterized. NCBI's taxonomy places the organism in Eukaryota, Fungi, Ascomycota, Eurotiomycetes, Eurotiales, Aspergillaceae. The record is from RefSeq and is a predicted model, not a curated record. The coding region runs from base 1 to 1521 and encodes 506 amino acids. Gene Ontology annotation, molecular function: protein binding. The transcript is spliced from 2 exons.
AUGUCGAGACCCUCAGCUGCUCUCCAGCAAUGGCUUAAAAUUCGUCAAACUCUAUCCGCGCACAAUCCUGCCGUAUUGAACUACAGCGCGAAUUAUCAUUCCGUACCCUCCGCAAAGCCUCUCACCCUCACCACCACUUCCAACGGCAUCUCUGUAACCAGAAGAUCAUUCCAUAGCACCCCGACACGCAAUGCCAAGCCAAACUCAAGACCAGCUCCCCGUCUACGGUCGAAAACAAGAGAAACACAAACAGCUCGAGGGAUUGGAAAGGCUGGCGCAGAACAUGUGAGCCACCAGGGCAUGUUCAUGCCUCGACUGGAGGGCAAUCGCGAGCAAGGGUUGCUAUGGUUUGAACAACAUGCAGAUUCAAUAUAUGACGCGGCUGUUCAGGAUGGGUACUUGCCUUCGGCUAUCAGCCUUGCGACGUUCAAAGACGUUGGUACGAAGCUCAUCAGAGCAUCUGUUUCGGACAAACCCAAUGUGCAAGCCAUUCGGAAGAUUUCAGUUGAUGUCGACACCGUCUUUCGCAUUGGAUUUCUCAUCUCAUCUAACUCUUGGCUGCGCGAAUGGAUUCUCACUUCGUGUGCGAUGGCGAAAGCACGCUUAGCGGUGGUAAUGACCCAGGCCCGUCUCAUUAAAUGGACCCAGGCCCCGCCGCGAAAUGAGUGGACGGAGCUUGUGGAGCAGUUAGCUAAGGAGGGCUAUCCGCCAGCAAUAGCCUUGCACGCAAAGAUUCUUGGUCUGCGUGGCAAGUAUGAGGAAGCGUUCAAACUCCUAGAGAACGAGGUACUUCCUUAUCUGUCGCCCACCAGGCGGACGAAGCCUAUUUUUGAGGAUAUUACCGUUUCGAAGCUUGUGGACUCGCCUUGGCGCACGUAUGCGCUACUUCACGAGGCGUACAAUGACUUACACGACUCCCCAGACAGUCGAAGGAAAGCAGAUGAGGCAACACGGAUUGCGGCUCUCGAUUACAAUGACCCGGACGCGUUGGCCGAGUACGCUUCCAUCAUGAUGAACGAGAAGAACUUGGAUAUGUACGAGCAAUGCAUGUCACGGGCUGCGGGGGCCGGUCACGCUAAGGCCUGCUUCUUCCUCGCGAAUUUCUAUUACCUGACCUACCACGGUGUAUACCCAACAAAUGCUGAAAGGGCCGCUGGACAGUCCGCAGCUACAAACGCCCCCGCACCGGAUGAUGAUGCUGCAUUGAACCCCAGUUUCUGGAAAGCCCCCCGACAAUGGUUAUCAUCCCUCACCAGCCCAUUCCUCGCCCGCACGCAGUACCGCCAGCUCGCUCUCGAGUGGUACAUGCUCGCCCGGGCAUAUAAGGACCAUAACGCGGCGUUUAUGUUGGCGCUACUGUCUCGCGAGAUGGGAAUGGUUGAAGAAGGCGCUGCGAUCCUUCUAGAGUCUGAGCAGCACCUGGAUGCUUCUUUCACACAGCGAAUCCAAGAUUUGAAGGCUAACUGGGAUGAUCCAAAAUAUGUCCCUUCGGUGCCUAAGAAAAUAUUGGCUGUACGAUAG